This is a messenger RNA of Penicillium angulare, 375 nucleotides long. RefSeq names its product CDR ABC transporter. Lineage: Eukaryota; Fungi; Ascomycota; Eurotiomycetes; Eurotiales; Aspergillaceae. The record is from RefSeq and is a predicted model, not a curated record. The transcript has a single exon. Bases 1 to 375 code for a protein of 124 amino acids.
AUGUCGCUCCUGGGGCCUUUCAACACCAACGUCACCACUACUACCUAUGAUGUGGUGGAAACUAAUAUGGCGACUACAGAAGGCCGCCGAUAUUAUCCCGCAGGCAGCAUAAGCACCGAUGACACUACUCUUAAGAAAGCUAAUGAGAUUAGACAUAAGGACUUUAUUGAGGCUGAGGUUACUCAUCUGGCCCAACAACUUACCCGUCAAUCAACGGGUUCUUCUAUCUCGACUAACACCAACGAAAACAUAUUUGUGGUAGCCAAAGAGUACUCAACCCUGAACCCAUAUAGUAAGAACUUCAAGGCUGAGUAUUGGAUGAAGAACAUUUUGGUAAUCACCUCCUGCGACCCUAACAACUAUCUGCAGCGCUAG